AAAGGGACAAAAAACAGGCAGAAGUUGGGUGAAGGAGAGUGACAAAGGACAAAAACGUCAUGCCUGAUGCUGUUGGGAGGACUGUAAUAAUGCAGACUGAGACCUGGCAAAAAGGUCCAACAGCCUUAGUAUGUUGGGACUUGAGGUUAGAGAUGGGAUCAGAGGCAGAAAGGAGCUCAGACUGGAAGGGGGAGGAGGAGCUUAACAAUGGCCAGAAGGAAGGGAUUUGUCCCUUUGUGCAGAAAACCUAGGAGCAGCCUGGAGAGCCAGGCUAGGUACUUCACCCUCUUCCCAAACUGCUUAGGACCAGAGGUGAAAGUGAAAGAGGAGAUGCAAAACAGGCCAGCGUCCUCUAAAGGUGAAAGCGAAAGCAGGAAGCAUUAGACUUGGAGCCCUGCAGAGAAUAGGCUUCCGCUUUUCUAGCUCUGCUGGUCCCACUCCUCUAGCCAUUGACCUCCAAUCCCUGGACUCCCCUGUCCCAAGAUGCUGCAAACAAAGCUAGAGCCCCGAGGGGGCUUCUCCUUCGAGAACUGCCAGAGAAACGCAUCCUUGGAACGCGCCCUCCCGGGGCUCCGGGUCCCUCAUGCACGCAAGACCGGGACCACCAUCGCGGGCCUUGUGUUCCGAGACGGGGUCAUCCUGGGCGCAGAUAAGCGGGCCACUAAUGAUUCAGUUGUGGCAGACAAGAACUGCGACAAGAUCCACUUCAUCGCGCCCAAAAUCUACUGCUGUGGGGCUGGAGUAGCCGCGGACACCCAGAUGACCACGCAGAUGGCGGCGUCCAACAUGGAGCUACACGCGCUGUCCACUGGCCGCGAGCCCCGCGUGGCCACUGUCACCCGCAUUCUGCGCCAGACGCUCUUCCGGUACCGGGGCCACGUCGGUGCGUCGCUGGUCGUGGGCGGCAUAGACCCAACAGGACCGCAGCUCUACAGUGUGCACCCUCACGGCUCCUACAGUCGUCUGCUUUUCACGGCCCUGGGCUCUGGCCAGGACGCGGCCCUGGCGGUGCUGGAGGACCGGUUUCAGCCAAACAUGAUGCUGGAGGCCGCACAGGAGCUGCUGGUGGAAGCCAUCACUGCAGGAAUCCUGGGUGACUUAGGCUCCGGGGGCAGUGUUGAUGCAUGUGUGAUCACAGCGACCGGCGCCAAGAUGCUUCGAAAACUGAGCUCGCCCACAAAGCCCAUCGAGAGGCCCAGCCAGUACCUCUAUGCCCCUGGGACUACAGCUGUCCUGUCAGAGACAGUGGUGCCACUGUCCCUGGAACUGGUGGAGGAAACCGUGCAGACCAUGGAGAUGGAGUGAAGUAGGCUGAGGCUUAGAGCUUGGAACAAUGGGGAAUAAACACAGAAAAUACAAACACCUGAA
Molecule: messenger RNA, 1368 nt
Organism: Miniopterus natalensis
Lineage: Eukaryota; Metazoa; Chordata; Mammalia; Chiroptera; Miniopteridae
Gene: PSMB10
Product: proteasome 20S subunit beta 10
Cellular component (GO): cytoplasm; proteasome core complex
Molecular function (GO): threonine-type endopeptidase activity
Source: RefSeq, a predicted model, not a curated record